Molecule: messenger RNA, 1946 nt
Organism: Amphibalanus amphitrite
Lineage: Eukaryota; Metazoa; Arthropoda; Thecostraca; Balanomorpha; Balanidae
Exons: 8
Coding region: 410-1684 (424 amino acids)
Source: RefSeq, a predicted model, not a curated record
GCAGAACAUUACCGAGCUCCCUCCGCCGCCCCCGCCGCCGUCGGCGUUCCGGUAGCGUUCGAGCGGACCAUUAGGGUCGACAUGGUCACCGGUGGUGGGAUCGAGGUCAGCCCAGCACGGCCGCCGAGGUCGGACACACGGUCCUGACGCAGUCCGUGACCACCGGGCCUAUCGGGACGACCAGACGGAGCCGAGCAGCCGAGCGAGGCAGAGUAGAAGCUGAGUGGACGGCGUGGUGGACGGGGGACCGGGGGGAGUGAGAGCAGUGGACAGUAAUGUGGACAGAGGAGAGGAGAGCAUUCGGUGUUGUGGCGUGAUUCGAGUGAAAAGUGAAAAGAAGAGGAAGGCGUUUCAGGCAAGAGAAAGGGACAAGUACAGUAAAGCAAGCAAGCCGCCAUCUUUCGGAGCGAUGCGUCGAUCCUCCAAAGGUCAUCGACUGGCCUCGUGUUCGACCAGUGACCUGGUGCGACCUCCGCCACCUGACCCAGCGCGGGGUCGAGCCGGAUCCAUCUGCACCAGUCUCAUAGAGCGCGAUCCUGUGCUCAUGGUGGCGCUCACCAAUCGACUCACCGUGGACGAUGGACAGCGCAGCCGCUCCAGCUGGGCCCGAGAGACAGGCUGGCUCCGCUGGGUGCACAAGCGGGCAGACUCCCUCACCAUGGAGACCAGCGGCGGUCUGCUCAGAGGAAAGGGUCGGCCGAGACUCAAGACUGCCUCGGACACCACCGGUCUCGGUGGGCUGCGGAGCCGCGACUGGGGCGCCGCCCAGCGGACGUCGGCCGAACCACACUGGCUCAGCCUGGAGGGCCUGAACCUCGAGAUAGCCGAGGAGCUGGAGGAUGAGAUGACGUCACAGCCGGCCACCAGCCGCCAGCAGCUGCUGGAGGAGGUGCUCCAGACCAAGGAGCUACUGCAAAACAAGCAGCGACACAAAAACAGCGGGGGCUGGACGAUGACGACGGCUGAGGUGCUGAACGCCGCUGAUCGAGAGGAACGCCAGGUGCAGAUGGAGGCCUACCGACAGCAGGUGCAGCUGCGACAGAGAAAAAUGUCCGCCGCACUCAAGGCCCAGUCUCCCGUAGGAAAGACUCUGAGUGAGGCGGCCACGUGCGACCUCAGCACGGACGAACGCCGUGAGCUGGAGCAGCGCCUGCAGUCACUCGAGUCACACAUCCGUCAGAGCGAGCUGUGCGCGCGCGACACGGUCACCCAGAUCCGCAGCCGGCGCCGCCAGCAGCUCAGGACCAUGCAGGACCUCGGUGUGGUGGACCCCAGCCUGGCGGUGGACGCGGCCGCCGGGCACCGCUCCGCGGCCACCACCCCCACCGGCGCCGGCGAGGGUGCCUCCGGAGACUGGGAGGAGUCGGUAACGCUGCGCCGACCACGCUCACUGCACUCGCCGUCUCUGACGCGUCGGAGGACACCGCUGCGCUUCAUCAGUAACCUGGGGAGGAGGCAGCGCCGCUCGGUCUCGGAGUGGGAGGAGCCGGCGCCGCAGGAGCGGCCCGCAGAGACCGGCUCCCCGCUCCGCUCCCAGGUCAGCCCGGCGGCGCUGCAGGAGAUCAGCAGGUUCGAGAGGAUGAUGGAGGACUACCUGCACCAGCACCAGCAGCGGCACCACCAGCUCACGGCGGCCCCGCUCCGCCGGCGAGCGGCGCCGCCGAUCGUGCAGCAGUGUCUGUAACGGCGCCGCGCUUCAACCGCUCCAACAAUGUGACGGGAUGUCUUAUUUUGUAUGUUUACCACUCGUACUGUGCCGGGACGGUGCUCCUACGCAUCGGUUUUUGACGUAUGUGUGCUUUAUGUAUCAUGAUGGCAUAAGGUAAUAAUAAUACCUAUUUGCAUCAUAAAUAUAUUGAUGCCUAUUGUAUCAUGAAAAUGUAUAUCCGUAAACACUAAGGAUAAUGUCGGUAUAAUACAAAGCUCAUUGUCAUUGUCGCGGAAAA